Molecule: messenger RNA, 2679 nt
Organism: Caenorhabditis briggsae
Lineage: Eukaryota; Metazoa; Nematoda; Chromadorea; Rhabditida; Rhabditidae
Exons: 12
Coding region: 1-2679 (892 amino acids)
Source: RefSeq, a predicted model, not a curated record
AUGCGUCCCAAACUAAUUUCAAUCUCUAUUGUAUUUUCCUUUUUGGUCCCAAUUGUUCAAAGCCAACAGGAGCAAGCAUGUGAUUUGAAUUGCCAUUUCGAAGAGUCGUACUUGUCUUCUGAAACACUCAAGAAGUGGCCAAAAACUUGUAAAAUAGUGUGUGGAAAUCUGAUUAUAAAUGAAAAGUCCGACUUGACCGAUUAUGAAUGGACUGUGAAUUUCUGGAAGCUAGAAGAGCUGAAAGGGUUUUUGAGAGUUCAAAAUUCUUCUCUGACGUCAUUGAAUUUUCUAGAAAACUUGAGACGGAGUCAAUGCGAAGGAGGCGAGUUUGGCGAGUUUGUUGUUGCAGAUAAUCCAAAUUUAACCGAUAUUGAAAGACUACGGUUAUUUCGAAAUAGCGACGGAUGUACAUGGCGAAUUGUGAGAAAUCCUCGACUGGAUACCACCUCAUACGAAUUUCUUAUUUGGAUUAAUUUGGAGAAUUACGGAAACCUCAAAGACUAUGGUGCAGGAUGUUCAAAUGUGCGUAUCACUUCUGAGUCUCUACCGUAUUACUCGAACUGCACAAGUAUCAACGAUGGUUAUGAAGGAAAAGCGGUGAAAAUUUCAAAAAUUUCAAGUUCAAUGAACCUAACCGGAUUUUUGAAAUUGAGAAAAAUCGCAGGAGGCAUUGAAGUUUCUAAUACCGAUCUUGAGGAUUUGUCGUUUAUGAAAAACUUGAAAGUUCUUGACGUGUCGGGAGGGAUUAUGGGUGGAGCUACAAUUGAACUUCAAAACAGCCCAAAUUUGAAGCGGCUUGGUUGGGAUUCUAUUACGAUCUUGCCAACAACACUUUCUCUAAACUUUACCAAUAACCACCCAGAAUUUUGUCUGACCAUGGAGGAAGCGCAGAAGUUUGCAAAAGUGGGACCAUAUUUUCCUAACGACGACAAAAUAUUGCUUUGUCCAAAUUUAACUAGAGCAGAUGGUCAGAAAGUUUGCAAGUUUGACGGCUUUGGGAACUUUGAAACAGGUUGCCGCCAAGUUGUUGGAGAUGUCAUAGUUGAUGAGGACAAUGAGAAGGAUGUAUGGAUGUUGGAAAAUGUUACACAUAUUUAUGGAUCGUUGAUUAUCAGAGAUACAAGGGAGUUGGUGAACCUGAAUUUCCUGUCUAGCUUGCGUUCGGUUAUGAGAUUAACAAAAGAUGAAGACCAAAUUAUUCGAAUUUUGUCAAACAAGAAGUUGGAAAAAGUUAUUUUUCCCAAAAUGAAGACUAAACCGUUCCCGUUUGGUGACGACAAUUUCAUAGACAUUGAUGGAAACUCAUUGGAAAUUUUCAAAGUUCAAAAGGAAUGCAUGCUAAUCAGAGCAAUGACUAAAGCGAAAGUGAAGUAUAAUGGAAAGAGUUGCAACGAAUUUGUGAUUUCUAACAAUUCCGAGCUUGCGCAGUACAAAACCUUGUCAGAAUUGUACUCCGAAGUGGAAUGUGUUUGGCAUAUUUCAAACAAUCCGAAAAUGAAUUUAAAUAAUUUUUGCACCGACACUUUCUCGGAAAUGUAUAAAGCUAAUUUGAAAUACUAUGGAAAUAUGGGAGGGUGUGAAUGCGUCAACGUUUACAUAACUCCAGAAUCCCUGCCGUAUUACACAAACUGCACACAUAUUACUGGUGGUGAUCAAGGGGUUUUGAAAAUCGCGAAUUUGACGGAUUCGUUGAAUUUAUCUGGUUUGCUAUCACUGAAGAAAGUUGAGGGAAAUAUUGAAAUUUUCGAAAAUCAAGUCUCAAAUUUAUCGUUUUUGAGUAAUUUGGAGAAUGUUAGCAAAGAUUAUUUAUCCAUUUACAAUCUAACUCAUAUUCAUAAUAAUCCGGAUUUGAAAAGAUUGGGUUGGGAUUCAAUAAAAUUCCAAGAUUAUCAAAAAUUUGACGCAUUUCAGAAAAUGGUCUCAAAAUUCGAUAUUUAUACGGUCAGCAUCCAUGACAAUCAUCCAGAUUUUUGUCUUACAACUCGUGAACUACAAACUUUUGCCGAAAACGAUGUCUAUGUUUAUAAUUUGGAAGCUAAGUUAUGUGCGGACCUCGAACGAAAAGAUGGGGAAAAAAUUUGCAAUUUUGUUGAUUUGACAUCGCUGGAUUUGAAAUGCCAACAUUUAAUUGGAGAAGUAAAUAUCAACAAUGAAAAUGAAGACUAUUCAUGGAAGUUGGAAAAUAUUACCAACAUUUACGGGUCAAUUGUUGUACAGUACACUGAAAAGCUCACAGAUCUCAACUUCUUGAGAAAUCUUCGAGCAGUUGCAAGUUUGAAUUUUGGUAAUAUUUUGAGAGAAAUUGUAAUUAGUGAAAAAAAAGAAUUUCCAGACGGUCCUCCUUCGAUCCAAAUCAAUCACAAUCGAAUGCUUCAAACCGUUACUUUACCAAAUAUGAAGGUCCCACCAUUUCCCAAGUUCAAAAGUGGCGUUAUUGAAAUCAAUGGGAAUUCGAUGGAAAUUUUUAAGUACUUGAAGGAUUGUCUGUUGUUUCAGACACAGACGAAGUCGUCCGUAAAGUAUAAUGGAAAAAGUUGUAAAAAAUUGCCAGUGGCACCAGGAAAGCAGCCAGUGAAGGAUACAGAUUAUGAAGACGAGUAUGAAGUUGAGCCAUCUGGAAAUCUAUCAUAUUCGGCUUCUCUGAUUAUAUCGCUUCUGAUGAUUCUAGUAGCGCUCUAA